AGUGUUACUUGUGCGACUAUAGGACAGACGAAAAUAAUUUAUAAUCAGAAUAGCUGAUUCGUGUGAUUGUUCAUCGGAGAAAGACGAAGUUUGUGAUGAUAUUACGUUUCAUUGACCUCGAAUAAUAAAGUGUUGGGUAUUGCGCAUGAGGAACUGCAUGCCCUUGGCAAAGCCACUCGUAGCCUAUUUUUUUCUCCUGGGUGACGUUUCUGAACAACUUGCCGAAAAUAUGUGUAGUGAAAUGUUGUCAGUGUGACUGUGACAAAUUGUUGUGCAAUUUUCUAGUUGAAACAGCGCGGCAUUUCGGCGUAAACACGAGUUGCGAGCUGUGACGCGAGGAAUGCCAGGGCGCCUGCUGCCCUUAAAUGCGCAGUGCUCUCAAGGAUUCGUCGUAUUUGGUGUCUGGCACCAUGCAUCGACAUUAAAGAGCUAUGUCGUCAGUAAAGAGUUCAUCAUCAGCCGGAGACUCGACCUGGCGGGAUUCGGACCGGCACGAUGGUCGCUCGGGAGAGAUAGUGAAGCGAGGAUACUUAAAGAAGCUUAAGACAAUGCGCAAGAAAUACUUUGUUUUGCGUGGCGAGUCAGUCGAGUCUUCAGCACGUCUGGAGUAUUAUGAUAGUGAAAAAAAAUGGCGGUCGCAUCAUCCUCCCAAAAGGAGCAUUCUGCUGAAAACUUGUUUUAAUAUCAAUCGUCGACAAGACACAAAGCACAAGUAUGUGAUAGCACUGUAUACGAAAGAUGACUGCUUCUGUGUAGUUUUGGAAUCCGAGGAAGAGCUGGAAGAAUGGUUAAAAUCAUUGUUGUCACUUCAGCAGGGUGAAGAUAUUCCUGAAGGAGAACAGCCAAAACCUACUUAUGAGCAUGUAUGGCAAGUGACUGUCAAAGAGAAGGGCCUUGGCAACAGCCGCAACAUACUGGGCCCAUUUUUGCUUUGUCUGACAGACAAGACCCUCAGCUUGGUGCAGUGUGGCCCAUCUGAGGAUCCACAAACAUACGAAUUUCCGUUGAAUGGUAUUCGGCGAUGCGGGUACUCGGACUGCUUUUUCUAUAUGGAAGUUGGCCGUUCUUCAUGCACAGGAGCUGGUGACCUGUGGAUGCAGACUGAAGAUACCAACAUUGCCCAGAAUAUGCAUGAUGCAAUCCUCCAUGCAAUGAGUAGCAGUCGUGAGGACUCAGGCAGUAUAAGUGUCAGUGGUAAUUCACGUCCUCGCACACGCUCGUCACCAGGGAGUGACGCCGCACGGCCAUGCCGCAGGCAGGGUCACACUGUGUCAGGAAAGCCACCACACUACUCUGCAGGAUCAUCCAUUUACAAUGAGCACCAUCCACCUAGUGGCAGCACAGAAGCUGUGCACAACCAAGAUUCAUUUGUACAUUUUGUCAUAGGUUCAACUGGUCAGGGACGUGAAAGGUGUGACAGCUUGCCUUCGAGGGCCCGUACAACCAGUGAAGGUCACCCUCAACCACUGCCUGGAAUUCUGGGAGCCUCCAGAGGUGGUCAUCUGGUGCCUGGCCAUGGUCACCGUCCCACUUCUGUUUAUGGCCGUGGUAUAUCCCAUUCUCCUCCUGUUGGAUCUAGUCCUGUGAGUCCAAAUUCUGGUGCUUGUUCAACUGAUUCUGCUGGAUCAUCGCUGUCCAUUGAUGAGGGCGAUGGAUGGGGUGGAGAUGGAGAUCAGGGCUGUCCCACUGGUGCACGCUAUGGGACUGGCCACUCUCUCACACCAGAUGAGCCGGCAAUCCUUGAAGAGAACUGUGAUGACUACACUUGGACCCAACCUGGAUCGGGCAGCACUGGAUACAGCAGAGCUGUGCCCUCUCUGUCGCUACCCAUUCAAGGAGGGAGCUCCAGCAGUCGCAAGAUAUCACCCAACCUUAGCAGCAGUGGAUUCAAAUCGGGGUCUCCAUCACAGGGUUCAUACAUGGAUGUCUAUAGUCCAUGUAGCUCCUCUCCUCUGGAUAAUCCAGGCUAUAUGACAAUGAGUCCAGGUGUUGAGGAGGAAGAAAAGAAAAUAUUGUAUGCUGAUGACAUGACAAUACUAAAUAGUGACCAAAAUAUGGAACAGCUUGAGAGAAGAGCAUACAUAUCUGCAAAUGUCACAGCUCAAUGGCUGUUGGAAAAUGAAGUGGUUAUAAAUCUAAAAAAGACUAUGUAUGCAGUGUUUAAAAACAAGGAAAAGGCUGUAGACAUGGAUUUAGAGGUUGACGGAACAAGGCUGGAAGAAGUAGAAUCUGCUAGAUUCUUAGGUGGGGGAAAUGAGACAACUCCAAGAGCUGCCAGUGCAGGCACAUACAGCCGCAUGCACAGCCGUGGCAGCAGUGUGGCUGAUGAUCCAUAUGUACCUAUGGGACGCCCUGCCACAGAUGAUGGUUAUGUUGAUAUGGACAGCUCACAUAGUCGUAAGUACAAGGAUCUUCAUCAUGGUGAAAUGUCCCCAAGCAGCAGCUGCUCCGUUACAUCUGGUACACCAUCAACUGAUCUCCGCUUUUCAGAGUACCACCUAGAGAAAGUCAGCUCAUACUUCACACCCUCAGAAGAUGAUGAUGCAUCGUCUAUUGAUCGACCAAUUCGUGCAUAUUCUGUGGGGUCGCGGGCAGACACUCGAAAGACAAGCAGAUUGGAAGCAAGCCCACUGUUUGAGGAUACUGCACGUGUGCGGGCCUUUUCUGUUGGAAGUCGCCUUGCAGGACGUGUGGGCACUGGACGGCCACGGCACACACCUCCACCGCAUACUGCCACCACAGCUACUCCAGGUCCAAAGUCCAGCUCUGCACCUCUGCUAUCCAGUUCCUGGUCUGGCACAGGGGGAAGUGGCAACAACAGCAGUAUUGGAGGAGAUAAAAGCCAAAUGUCUGAUCUGAUGGAACUAGACUUCACCAGCGGCCGUGCACGUCCCGCUGGAAGUCGACGUACACUCCCUCCCCAUCGUGAGGGAAUGGGAUCUGGAGUUAUUUCCAGUUCACCACCUCGACGAUCGGCUGUACAUGCUGCAGGUCGUACACCUCCACCAUCUGGAAGCCCCGAUAGAAGGCCCAGAUCUCCUCGUGCUGAACCAGGUCAUCCUCCAACUGGUACUUCACCACCUUAUGUGCCCAUGAAACCUGUCCCAGGCACAUCACCAAAAAAUAAUGAUCACUUUCUUUCUGUACGUCCUGGUUCACCGCGUAGAACCGUGCCUGAUGCCUCUGCCAGCAGCAGACAGAAUUUACUGUCAAGGGAUCCAGAAUCAAAUGAAAGUGUGAGGCUGCUACAGUCAUCAUCUGCCCUGACAGCUUCAGAGAGUGGAAUAUCAACUACCACCUCUACAGUGACUGAUCCUUAUGUUCCAAUGCAACCUGUUGUAGUAUCUAGUUCAACGGAGCCUUAUGUACCGCUGCAGCCAGGGUCUUCAUUUUCCCCUCCUGUAGAUGCAGGACCCUAUCUGGACAUGAGGCCGAGCCGUGUUAAUGCAUCUUCAGUGGCAUCAGGACAGAUUUCUUCAGCAAAUGAAAGUGGUUCAGUGGAAAGUGAUCCGUACUUGGAAAUGAAGCCUUCCCUGUCAAGGGUUCCUAGUGUAGUGCGACCUACAGAGACACCAACUGUCCCACGUACUCGAGUACAGUCAUUUCCUACCACUAUUUGCCCAGGAACUAUGCCAGCAAAGCCAAAUGAAGUACCUUCAGGUGGCAAUGGUGUAGGAGAUCGUAAUGUGAGGCAAGUGCCUGUGAGGAAGACAUCUAGACAGGAAGAGUGGAUAACCACUGCAAUUGAAGAAGAAGCAAUAGAGGCAACACAGAGAGGUAGAAGCUCUGAUUACGUGGAGAUGGGUGGAAGUUCCUCAUAUGCAGACCAAAGCACCAGCCAUAAUCCGUAUGUCGAGAUGACUCCAAUUCAAAGACUGUCACAGCAAGAACCAAAAGAUUAUGUGGAGAUGGGUCCACCACCAGCUGCGCUACGAUCCAGCCUUGCUGCUCGCCCUCCAGAUUACAUCAGAAUGCAACCUGGGCAAAGAGUUUCUAACCACAAUCAGGAUUAUGCUGAACAGCCAGCUGUUGAUAUCUCAGUGAAGCAAACUACACAAGUUACAACCAGUGCUGCUGAUGGUUACCUGCCAAUGCAACCAGGCUCUGGCGCAUCUCGAAAACCAGAAGUUGUCACCCAGAGCACUGUAGCUAGAAGAUCUGCACCACUUGAUACACCAGCUGCCAGUACCAGGAGCCGUGAUGGUUAUGUUGAGAUGUCUUGGAAGCCACCAGCUACAAGGUCACUGUUAGAUGAUUACCGCCCCAGCCAAACACAGCAGCGAUCUGCACCAAUUGCCAUCACAAGGUGCACACCACCCAAAGCAUUGCAGCUAUCACCAUCACCUGGAUCGAGUCCAUUUUCAUCACUGCGCCGGCAGCGACGUGUACCUCAUGUAGUAGCAGAUGUGCCCACUCCCUCUGGCUCAGUCUUUCCAUUUAGUCCUGGAAGUCCUUCAAGUCGACCCUUUCCCGGAGAAGACGAUGCGAAGGAGCCAGAUCGGAAGUGUGCUGUGGAUGCAACUGGUGGAUGUCUACGGCUAUCAGCUCAGUCGCCGCCUUCGGAUAGUUCGGCAUCUGGUUCUGGAUCAGGAUCCUCAGAGCAGCCAACACCUGUAAAUGCUGAUUAUGCCAACUGCAGUCCACCACGUCGUCCUUUCUCAGAGCUUGUGGAUCUUCCGCAGCCCAUCGAGAGUGGACCCAGUCUGGCUCCCCGUGUCAUCAGAGCUCGGGGCUCUUGGGGACCAGGAGAGAAUAUUCCAAAGUUCGAAACACGCAGUGAGAGAGCAAGUUCAUCUGAGCAGAUAUAUGACUGUAGGGACAAGCCUCCGGUUCCACCUGCAAAGCCUCAAGGCUCAACAGCACCCACAGCAAGAAGUGUCAGACUGACCAAUUUCACAGAGAAACAGUUAUCGGGUAUUGACGCAGGACAAAUGAAGUCGUGUGAACUUCAAACGUGUGGCCGCCAGCAGGAAAGUGUUAACUACUCCACAAGGAGUGAACUCCAAAACGUGGGUAGAACUGAAAGUGAUCAAAACAAUGCAUCAGGUACGAGCACAACAGACGAUCAAAAACAACGUAAUAUGUUACAGAGCCAGCAAAGAGAAGAAAUAAAUUCCCGGCCUGCGAUGUCAUUUUCCAACAAAACUGCACCUUCGCUUCUAUGCGAGAAUCCUGAAGAGUUGAACUGUACAUCUUCAAGGUUUGCGCAAUCGUCCAAAUCUGAUAGCAGUUCAGGAAUCUUAAUGGACUCUGUAGGAGAAGUUCAGGAAGAAGGGAGACCCAGCCAUGUAAGGGAACAUAAUGACAGCCUAACUUCCAACGAAAGGAAGGAAGUUGAUCACUCAGAACAUAGUGCUGGAGAUAUAUCAACCUGCAAUGAUGCAGGCUGUUUAGGAUCAGAGGAAAAUCCUAAUGUAAACUCUGUGACGACUGAACUGACAGAGAAUUUGAGUCUGCCUUUGGAGGCCAUUGUUCCUGAACAUACAAAUAACAUAAAUAUAGUGGCCGUGGAAUGUACUGCAACAGAACAAACUCCAGAGAACUCGGUCAGUAUUCACCGUGAGUCUUCAAUUCAGCAAAAAGGUCCUGGAAGGCCAGUUGAUGUGGGGCAGCAUAAGUCACUGAAGACUCAGACGGAUGUGUUGAAUGGUCCUACUACCAGUGCACACCGACAAGCUAAUCCCUUAAUACGGUCAGGCUCUACUUCUAGUACAGCAUCAGCUGACCAGCAGCUACACUACGUAUCACUCGACUUGGAGGACAGGCCCAGUGAGAGAUCACAGCGCACUCAGCUUCGAGGAGAACAGCUGUAUGAUGGCAGUUCUUAUGCUCAGAUUGACUUCUCUCACAGGACUGAGUGACUGCUGUCUUAUUGAUUUGCUAUUUGACUGUGAGACUGUUUACUGUACACCUGUUUUUUCGUAUUGUAAUUGUAGCAAAAUGAAUAAGCAUUGCCAGUUAUUGGGGUGGUAAUGCAUCCUAGGUGAACUUUGAAUUGUGCAUCUUGCUAGCUUUGAGGCUGUCUAUUAAUUUUUUAUCUAGCUUUGGUACUGAAAGCAUGAAGACGAUUGCUGUUUGUAUGGCUUGCUGCUGAAAAUAAUGCUUUAGUAUUAAUUUGCUGCAGCAAUGCCUGAAAUGUAUACUAAGUAAGAACUACUCAAGUAUCAUUAGAAAAUGUGGCACACGCUACAGAGCUCCUCACCCACCACUCAGGAUCUUAUGCCCUUUAUGAAUUAAGGUAGGCCUAUCUUGUAUGCCCACUUCCGUAAAGUCCACUGGUGGGUAUUUGUCUGAGAAGUAUAAAUUUGGCAGCAACAUAUCUUUGUGGAUACAUAUACUUGUGUCAUUAUCUGAACCUAUAUUUGCUUUUAAGUUUAUUCCUAGAAUAAGUGCAUACCUAAUUGGUACACACCAUAGAGACAUUCUAAUGGAAAGGCAGCUGGCUCAGAUUUAGCCUCCAAGUGUAUGAGGGAUUUUGUUUUAAAAAUUUCCACUGUACAUUUGAUGUUUAGGAACAAGUACUUAGUACAUUUUUGGCAUUUUAUUAGAAAUGGUUUACAUGUGCUAUGUAUGGAAAAAAUGUGUAUGAUCGUCAGUAUGUAACGUGUUAUCAGAAUAUCAAGUACCAUGAGUUGAACAUGUUUUCACAAAAAUUUAAAAAUUGUUUCUUUACAAUAUUUUUAUGUCUCAUUCCAAAGCUGUCCCACAACAGUCUUUUGUGGUUACCUAUUUAGUGACCCAUCUAUGAAGUGAGAAGCACUUGUAUUUCUUCUUCUCCCCCUUUUUUUAAGGAAAAAACGAGAGCAAGAAAGAAAUAUGUUCUGUGAAUUAUCACCAUAACAUGUUGCAGAAAGCUUUUCACAUCCAUGGAGCAGCAUGAAAUGGGAGAUCUGUAGUAAAUACAUCUUAAAAUCCAGUGCUGAAGUUCAAAGCAUCAACUAAAAGGAUCCAAAAAAACUAGAUUAUUUGAUUUUGUACACAAAACUGUUUGAAGCAUAAGUGCAAAGUAAUGAUGUUGAGAAUAUGUGUGAUGUUUGUGAACCUCUUUCUUGUCUGUCACCUUUUUCAUUGCUGUUUCACAUAGCUACUUAACAUAAAUACAUAUUGGUAUGCUUCACUCGUAGGUGUGAAACAGCAGUAUUCUUUUUCCCCCCUCAUGGGAAAUUCAGAACUGACUGAUUACAAUUGCUAAUAAUUUAAAUAUGUCCUUUAUUCAUAACUAUUUAGUUGUCUGACUGAUGAGGUUUUUCAAUGGCAUGAAAAUGCCUUUGUGUAAGAAAACUGAUUUCCUUUGUGUGUUUACCAAAUAUUUAGCCUUAACAACUUUUUUUACAUACACAUUGUUCACAAGCAGCACAUCAUUUCUGAAAUUAACCUUUUAAUACCACGAGCACCUCUCUGGAUUUACAUUACCAAUUAACAAGUUAUAAUUUUUACUGUAUUUUCAAGAAUUUGUUUUGUUUAAAAUAUGUUGUCUCUAAACAUUGAACAUUGGGCCUCUCAAUCACACAUCAGUUAACACUGUAAUAAUAUUUUUAUCAAAGACCAGAGAAAUGAAAACGUGGAUUCAUGGACCAGGAUAGGUAAGAAUGUUAUAUCUCUGAAAUGUUGGACAUGGACAUACUGAUUGCUUUAACUGUCCACGUGCCAAUAUAAUUCAGCCUGGGUAGUGACUCCCAGCAUUUGCUGCUGUGUGCUUUGGCUACAGCUGAUGGCCUGCCUCAGUUGGUUGGUUCAGUGAAUACCUUUUCAACAAAAUUGUAUUUUCACAGAGUAGUAUAGAUAUUCAAAUCCUGAUACCUCCUUGUUUCCAUUAAGACCAUACUUGUUAAUACAGCACUGUUGCAAGUGCAAAAAUCACUGUUUCUAUGUGAUGUGUUUGACUAUCUGUAGUGUACAGAUAGUUGAAUGGCUGCAGUGCUCGCUGGAAAGUAGUUGGGAGUAAUAUCAGGUGCCAGGUGCACCAUGGUGCAGUAUAGCUUUCAUUUCUUGCUCAUGCAUAAGCUGACUCAGUUUCUAAAAUGUGCCUUCAGUUACUCCAUAGGCAUAGGCCUAAAAAUCAUAGUGAACAAGGGGCUGGUCCCUUUGUGAUUCCAGGACUUCAGUUUCCUGAUAGGAGUGUGUCAUUUUCCUCAAAGUUUAAUAUUCAAGAAGGAAUCAUUCCUUUCGCUGUGUAUGUAGUGGUAGCCAGGGCACUAAAUUUAACACACCUUUUGUAACUUUUUGUUACACCCUUUACACUUGAUUUGUUGUAAAAUAACAAUAUAUUUUACUAUCAAGAAGCAGGUCUGCAGUGAGCAUCCAUUACUCUAAGAGUGCAGCUGAUUUACUAAUCUAGACCAAGUGCAAGAAAAUUUUUUCCAUAUAUAUACACUUUCAGUUUUGGUGACUGGUGCUUUGUUUUGAAUUGUACCACAUUCAAAGACUUUGCUUCUACUGGACUAUUUAUAUACCUUGCAGGGUGUGCCUACCUGUAGUUGUAUGUAUAUAGAGUAUGAAAUACUCUUCAAAUGGACAGUGGUGUGUUUCUUAGUGGCCCUACAGACUGCUGACAGAGAAUGACUGUAAUAAGUUGCCAUCAAAUGGCAACAUGUCAGAAGAACACAGUUCUCUUAUCAUUCUGCUGGGGAGAAGCCACGUCAGACGUGGCUGCGUGUGUCCCAUCAGUUUCCCAUGUUGCAUGGGGGCGUGCUGGCACGUCUCUGGGGGGGCGGGACCCCUCCUACACUGCCCCAUGUCUCCAGCCUUCUCUACUAUAUUUAUUGUUUGUUGAACAGAAAGGAGAUAGUUACGUGACAUUUUAUCCAUUUUUGUGAGAGUUUUGAUAACAUUUUAUGUUGUAUUUAUUAUUGUAUAGACCCAGCAUUUUUACGUAAUCAUUAUGGCAUCACCAUACUUACAUGCAAAAUACACGCAUACACUUGUGCUCAGAAAUAAAGACAGUUCCUAUAUGCCGACAAAUGUAAUUUGAAUAUAUGUAUAUGUGUGACAUGUUUUAUUACUGGAUAUUGGAUUAACGUGUUUCCUUUGUCUCUGAGGUCAAACAUAUUGUUAUCAUUUUCAGAGUGAGGUAAUCAACCUACUUUUAAGUUCUUGCAUUUUUCAAAAUGAGUGGACUGCACAUUGUAACAAGAAUUUUCAUAUUGUCACUGUCACUCAGCAGAAAGGGGCACAGUUGUUUUAACAAACAGUUUAAGAAUAUGUUUGUGAUUAAUUUAAAUUUAUGACUUCUAUUAUUAACAUGAACAUCUUGAGGAAUGCUGUAAUUAUUGAUUAAUAAUGUUCACACUUUAGUGAGGGGAGAGCUUUGCCCCAUAUUUACGUGUAGCCAAAUGCAUAGUUUUUACAUCUUUCAGGAGUCAUCUCACCACUGUUACUGGCAUAUGAUGUAAUCCUAUUAGAAGAUAUCUUAAGUUACAUUUAUUUUGCAUCAAUCGAUGAAUUUCAUCAGUUUUUGCAACUACAAUACUUUAUAGCAGUUUCACUCUCUGAUUAAUCCAAAGGAACGGUGCUUAUGAUUGUAGAUAUUUUAGAAUAAACAAUUACUUGGCUCUUGCUUGAAGUAAAAAUAGCUAAACGAAGCUUCCCAGAUUAGUGAAUUGGAAGAAAUUUUCAAGUUCCUUGCUAGCUGCUUCCCUAGCUCUUAUCAAAGCAUAGUUUAUACUAGUGAUUGGAAGGUUGACAAAAUCUUUCAUGAUGGGUAGCUAUACUUUUUGCUACAUGCGUAAGAGGCUGUAGCUUGAACUCAGGGAGUCAUACUGCAAUAAAUAAAUAACUUUAUGAUUGUGUAAUGCAAUGUUGUUACACACUAAAGCUUGGUGUCUGCACACUCACUACAGAUGAUUCAGGGGUGAAAACAUUGGCUUCUCUCAUGACUACGCUACAUAUAACUCUGUUGUGUGAAGUACUAUUACAGAAGUUUUAUUACUGAUUUAUACUAGUGUGAGUGCUGACACCAUAGUUAAUUCUACCAUUUUAAAACUAUUGUGUCUUAUAUGACAUGCUGCUGCGUGGCAACACAAAAUCGAAAAUCUUAUAAUUAAAUGUGCAGCCCACACUGUUACCACUGCCAGUUGCCCAGAGGCACUAAACUACCAUGUCUUACAUUGUAGGAUUCUGUGAGUAACAGAUGUUUUAUUGUAUACAGUUUGUUGAUUUUACCUUAUUUCAUUAUAUGAAAUAGAACUGUUCAUGUUAUUCCUAUUUUUAUGUAUAUUUUUUUGAGUUGUACAGAUCCGUACCACUACUUGAAUAAAAGUAUGAGACACA
Molecule: messenger RNA, 10269 nt
Organism: Schistocerca piceifrons (Central American locust)
Lineage: Eukaryota; Metazoa; Arthropoda; Insecta; Orthoptera; Acrididae
Gene: chico
Product: insulin receptor substrate 2
Exons: 20
Coding region: 432-5861 (1809 amino acids)
Biological process (GO): insulin receptor signaling pathway
Cellular component (GO): cytosol; plasma membrane
Molecular function (GO): phosphatidylinositol 3-kinase binding; insulin receptor binding
Source: RefSeq, a predicted model, not a curated record